Molecule: messenger RNA, 3417 nt
Organism: Morus notabilis
Lineage: Eukaryota; Viridiplantae; Streptophyta; Magnoliopsida; Rosales; Moraceae
Product: putative disease resistance protein RGA4
Exons: 1
Coding region: 1-3417 (1138 amino acids)
Biological process (GO): defense response to fungus
Molecular function (GO): ADP binding
Source: RefSeq, a predicted model, not a curated record
AUGGCCGAAGGAGUACUUCUCAUCAUUCUUGCAGGAUUCGUUGCAAACGUGGCUUCCGAACCUUUCCAAUAUAUCAGACUGCCCUUCUGGUUUAAGGGUGAGCUCCGAAAACUUGAGGACACCAUUACCAUGAUCAACGCUGUGCUUCUUGAUGCAGAGGAGAAGGAAGAUACCAACAACCAAGUCAAAGUGUGGCUUGAAAGUCUCGAAGAUGUUAUCUACGACGCUGAUAACUUGGUUGACGAGUUUCGCUACCAACAACUACGCCGCAAAGUGCUUUUCGGUAAGAAAAGGGCAAAGAAGGUACGCAUUUUCUUCUCGAGAUCAAACCAACUUGCUUUUAGAGUGAAAAUGGCUAACAAAAUUAAACAAAUUAGAGAGAAAUUAGAUGAAAUUAAAGCCAAUCAGGUAUUUUCUCAAUUAGAUAAGUGCGAACAUGGAGAGACAAGGACUUUCUCCUCUAUAAUGAGUGGGAGGGAGACUCACUCAUUUGUAACGACUGAUGAAGUUAUUGGGAGAGAUAAUGAUAAAAAAGAGAUACUAGAUUUUUUAUUAGGCAACAAUCUUGAGGCUAAAGAAAGUGUGACCACUGUUUCCCUAGUUGGAAUUGGCGGAUUAGGGAAAACCACACUAGCUCAGUUAGUUUACAAUGAUGAAUUUGUCAAAAAGAAUUUUGAGAAAACAAUAUGGGUUUGUGUUUCUGAUGUUUUCGAUUUGAAGUUACUUAUUCAAAAAAUUAUUAGAUCCGUAGAUAAUACUAGCCCAGAUCAAAACCUUGACUUGGACCAGCUCCAAAAUCAGCUUAGACUAAAAAUACAAGAUAAAAGAUACCUUCUAGUAUUAGAUGAUGUUUGGAAUGAGAAUAGUGAUCAAUGGGAGAAGUUAGAAACAUUCUUAAAGCUAGGUGCACAGGGCAGCAAAGUUUUAAUAACUACUAGGAGCAUAAGAGUUGCAGAUAUUGUUCAUUCGACUAAAACAUACAUGUUAAGUGGUUUGGACAAAAACAAGUCUUGGGCGUUAUUUGAGAGAGUAGCAUUUAGGGGAAUAAAUAAGAGAAAUUCUCAGUACCACGGCCUUGUAGAAGUGGGAAGGGAUAUUGUGGAUAAGUGUAAAGGAGUUCCUCUUGCGAUAAAGACAAUAGGGAGACUUUUGGAAUCAAAGAUACAUUCCUCGCAAAAUCCUGAAAAAGAGUGGGUUCGUUUUAGGGACAAUGAACUUGCAAAAGUAGCUUUUCAAAAUCAUAGUGAUAUUGUGCCUACACUUAAGCUGAGUUACAAUAGUCUCCCAUCACACUUGAAGCAUUGUUUUGCUUACUGUAGCUUAUUUCCAAAGGAUUAUAGGAUCAGCGUACAACAACUAAUAGAAAUUUGGAUAGCACAGGGAUUUAUUAUAUCUGAUAGCUCUAGUACUAGGCAACUAGAAGAUAUUGGUUAUGAGUAUUUCAUGAUUUUAUUUUGGGGUUGCUUUUUCCAAGAAGCGGAAACAAGUGAGUUGCCAUCGAAUACCAUAGAGUAUUGUAAAAUGCACGAUCUCAUGCAUGAUCUUGCAAGUCUAGUGGCUGGUAAGAGCAUAAAAAUAUUUGAUGUCAAUACUAGUAAUAUCGAGUUAGCAAAAAAUGCUUUUGAAAAGGUUUGUCAUAUAUCUGUACGUUUUGCAAAUAAUAAUAGCUCAUGCCAAAUUCCAAAACUGUUGUUUGAACAAAAAAAAAUGCGCACAUUUAUUUUACGCGAUGCAGAAAGUUUGAGUUCAUCAUGUCGUGAUGAUAUUGUGUCAAACUUUAGGCUCCUACGGGCAUUGAGUCUCCGUGGUAUAAAGACUUUGCCAAAGAGCUUGGGUAAACUAAGUCAUCUUAGGUUUCUUGAUCUUUCAUUCAGUGCUAUUGUGGAGCUUCCAAGUUCCAUAACAGAGCUGUAUUAUUUGCAAACACUAAAACUCCGUCAAUGUACAAGUCUUCUAAGUUUGCCUGCAAAUUUACAAAAUCUAAUCAAUUUGAGGCAUCUUGAGAUUGGUGGUUGUGAAAAGUUGACUCAUAUGCCUCGUGGAAUUGGUGAAUUGUCGUCACUUCAAUCAUUAGAUAGAUUUAUAGUGGCAAACAACAAAUCAAGUGAAAGUGCUGCUGGAUUUGAUGAACUGAGCAAGCUUAACAACUUGCAUGGAGGUUUUUUAACCAUUGAGAUACGGGGACUUGGUGAAUCAAAGGCUGCUAAAUGCUUAACGGACAAGGAACAUCUUGAGUCCUUAAUGCUGGCUUGGGUAGUAGAAGAAUCGAUGUGGAAUGCUGAAGAAAUAUUUGAUCGCUUAGAGCCACCUCAAAAUAUAAUAGGCAUAAUAGUGUUCCACUAUCCGGGUGAGACAUUUCCAGCUAAUUGGUUUUCUUCGCUCACCGAUCUUGUUCGAUUGGAACUAAAUGCUUGUCAAAACUGCAAAUAUCUGCCACCACUGCACCAUUUAUCCUCCCUUGAGGAACUUACUUUAGACGCUUUGUCAGCUCUAGAGUACGUUUCAGAAAAGGACAAUCAUGAUUGGAGCAGAGGUGACCAACCCGAGCCCUUAUUCCCAUCCUUGGUGAAACUCAAUCUCAUUGAUUGUGGUAAUCUGCAGGGAUGGUGGAGGGGAGAAACAGAGGAUUUUUGUGAAGCACUAACACCUCACCAACAACUUUAUUUUCCUAAGCUUUCAAUAGUAAACAUAACCCGUUGCCCUAUUCUAAAUUCCAUGCCCCCGUUUCUGAAUCUUGAAGAGCUGAGUCUAUAUGCGACAAGCUCUAAGCCUCUAGAAAGGAUGAGUAGGAUGAAAUUGAAAGUAUAUGAUAGUGUUGAAGAAACAUUUUCAGCAUCUUCCUCCUCCAUCCCUUCCUCUUCCCCUUCCGCUCUCUCUAAAUUGGAGUAUUUAUCUGUUAAGUAUGUUGACGAUUUGGAAUCUCUACUGUCAGAGGCACAAAUACACAACCUCGCAUCGCUACAGUAUCUUGAAAUUGAAUCAUGUUCAAAGUUAACCCUAAUUCCCAAUGGGAUUGGCAGCCUCUCCUCGCUUACAAGUCUUGAAAUUAGCGGAUGUAGCAAUUUGACUUCAAUUCCUAAUGAGAUAGGAAGCCUCUCCUCGCUUACAAAUCUUGAAAUUAGCGGAUGUAGAAAUUUGACUUCAAUUCCUAAUGAGAUAGGAAGCCUCUCCUCGCUUACAAGGCUUGAAAUUAGCAGAUGUAGCAAUUUGACCUCAAUUCCUUAUGAGAUAGGCGGCCUCUCCUCGCUUAGAGAUCUUGUAAUUGACGAGUGUAGCAAGUUGACCUCAAUUCCCAAUGGGCUAGGCUGCCUCCCAGCUCUCAAGUCUGUUAACUGGAGGCCUUGCACUGAAAUACCAAUGGACGCAUUGGCUGACUUCCUUCUGAGGAAAAACUCUCCUGCUCCACAACAUGUAUGA